CAUAACCCGUCAGUGACGAGGGGCGGCCAAAAAAUACCCCAAGGCGACGUCAACGGUUGACCUUGCCUGGACGUCUGCGGGACGACUUCGAUAACGGACCAAAAGGGGAAAAAAAGAGAUAUGUUCUAGAAAGAUGUCCCAGGAGGUGACAGUGAGGAUCCAUCCCCCGGAGGGGCACCGGUCCAUGCCGCACUCGCCCCUGCCGAGCCUCAGGGUCGAGGAGCUCACCAAAUGCUACGAGGCGGCUCAGACGAGGCUCGAAAUCGGUCUAAGGCUCGAAAAAUGCUUCUCGGACAACUGCCUCUACCCGGGCUCGGCCGGAUCGAGAGGCACGUCUUCCAAGUCGGACGGAGACAUCGCGUCCAACACGGGGGAAGAAGAGGUCAACGACGACUCCGCCGAAGCCGAAGUUGAGGAUCGGGGUAAAAUGACGAGCGUGAAGGCGGUUGGGGGUGGGUCCGUGCAGAUGACCCCCGACGGCCUCAUCCUCCCCAAAAGGCUUCACAACCCCUGCGUCGAGUCGCAGGACAGGCAGCGUCUGCACCGCGAGCUAAUGCUCAACCAGAAAAUCGGAAGGAACGUGCUGAAUCAGAAAUCCGAGCUUCAAAAGGCAAUGGAGAAGCACAGGGAGAACCAGUCGAGGCGUGAGGUCGAGGCGAGCAAACAGGAGAACAUGACCCCUUUCGAGAGAGUCAUCGAGCAGAGGGCGAAACGGCUCGAGAUCCUCGAAAAAGACCUACCUGAAAAGGACAUCUCGCCCAAGGAGCCGGAGUUCCUCCAGAUUCACGCCAAACUCCGCGCCAGGAUGGAUGCCAAGUAGUAAAAUAAUAAAAGUACAAUAACAUACAUAAAACACACCAACACAACAGGUUGUAAAUAAUAAUUUUUAAAAAUAUAAAUAGACAAGAAAACUGCCUCAUCAUCCUUAGUGUGUCCUGUUAAACUUAUUUUCUAACAGUUGAACCUUGUACGCCUGUUUUUAAUGUUUUCUGUCCAAUAGCCAAAAAACAACUCGACAAAAUACACAAAUAAAUAAAAACACAUCAAAAGAGUGCCUAAAACAAUAGAGACAGGACACAAAAUACACAUAAUAAAUAUGUAUCAUACAAAUUAUUACAAAAAAAUAUAUAUAUGUAUAUUUAUGUCUUUAAAAAAAAUUAUAUAGUGUAAUAAAAACAAUUAGAAAUUUAUCUUGAAAAAAUUAAAAAAAGAAAAAUGCAAUAAUUCUCGCUCAAAAAAAGUUAAAUUGUAGCUUUAAAAAAGUGGCAAAAUUAAAAAAAGCAUAUAAUGCAAAAAACAAUUUUCUUUUGUCUAAAAUUAAAAGGAAAAGUGUCCUUCCCCCCAAAAAAAUUUGUGGGCUUGUGAGUGAUUUUUUUUCUCUUCUUCUUUUUAAAUAAAUAUUAUUUUCGUCUUAAUAACUCCGCCCGUCUGGAAAAGCAGGAGAGGGCGAUAAGAUGAUGAUGAUGAUGAUGAUGAUGAAAAGGAUAUAUUUAUUUUCCUAUGUGAUUGUAUAUAGAUUAUAUAUGUAGAUUAAAUCUUGUGUUAAAACAAAAA
Cimex lectularius (bed bug) is the source of this 1554-nucleotide messenger RNA. RefSeq lists its product as uncharacterized. The record is from RefSeq and is a predicted model, not a curated record. Bases 134 to 820 code for a protein of 228 amino acids. Lineage: Eukaryota; Metazoa; Arthropoda; Insecta; Hemiptera; Cimicidae. The transcript is spliced from 6 exons.